CACGGCAACUAAGACGGUGGUGAGUGGACUCCCCAAGACUAGUUCUCUCGAUUACCACCAAUUCGAGAAGAUUCGGGGGACGUGGAGCAGAUACAGAGCACUCUGCCGCGGCGCGUUGGAAUGAUCUAGAUCUCUAUCUUCUACCAUAAAUACGUUUACUUUGUUAUCUGUUUCGAUUUAUUUGACCGAUCUACCAAUACAAUUUGCAUACCUAGCGUGUUUAUUUGUUAGUUUGAGGCGAAGCAUCUGGUGCAGUGAAAAUGAGCGGAAGGCAAGUCCCAAAGGCGAAGACGAAGGAGGACGGGGAUUUGGUGGAUAUUAAUCCGCGGCCUCACCUGCAAGAAUACCAGAGACAGAAGAAUGUACAGAGAGGAGUGGAGCGGCUGGAUCGGCACUCUUCGAAGGGAUACCUAGGGCUUCCUUCAAAGAAAGGCCAUGGCGGAAAGUACACAUGGGAGGGCCCUAAUCCCGAUGGCAUUGUUGAUCUUCCUCCCGAUGCUUUAGACGAGGGCGAUCCCAAUUACAUCGACGAAGCGCAGGAAGAAGGAGAGAGGGGGUUUGUUGAAGCGGCCAAAGCCCCUGCUGCUCCGCAGGGGGUCGCUAGGGUUGAGAUCGUUCAAACCCUAAAACAUCCCAACCCUGCCUUUUAAUCACUCGGCUCUCUGUUAUUUCUUUCUGUUGUUGAGAUGUUUUUAGCUCUGUAAAGGUCUGCUUGUAAAGGAAUGAAAUUUCUCUGUUUCGUUAGGGUUUUUAACGUACUGAUGCUAUUUUCCAUCAGGUAGCCCAAGGUUUUGUCUGUAUGGGCAUAUGAUUUCCCCAGUUCACUCUUUCUGAUGAACCGACAUCUCCACCAAAUGUAUUUGCCAUGUCUACUUGGUGUAACAGUUUUAUUUGAAAAUUGUUCAUAACAGAUUUUUGGUUUCUUGUUAA
This is a messenger RNA of Cryptomeria japonica (Japanese cedar), 930 nucleotides long. RefSeq lists its product as uncharacterized. Lineage: Eukaryota; Viridiplantae; Streptophyta; Pinopsida; Cupressales; Cupressaceae. The transcript has a single exon. The record is from RefSeq and is a predicted model, not a curated record. The coding region runs from base 261 to 650 and encodes 129 amino acids.